Molecule: messenger RNA, 807 nt
Organism: Saccharomyces cerevisiae S288C
Lineage: Eukaryota; Fungi; Ascomycota; Saccharomycetes; Saccharomycetales; Saccharomycetaceae
Gene: CAP1
Product: Cap1p
Exons: 1
Coding region: 1-807 (268 amino acids)
Biological process (GO): barbed-end actin filament capping
Cellular component (GO): F-actin capping protein complex; cytoskeleton; actin cortical patch
Source: RefSeq, marked reviewed
AUGUCUAGUAGUAAAUUCGAAGAGGUCAUCAACAAGAUCAUCAAUGACAGCCCUCCAGGAGAAUUAAGGGAAGUAUACGACGAUCUAAUCAAGAUCACAAGUGAAAACUCCAAAAAUACUAUUUUGGAUGCUAUUGAGAAUUACAACGUGCAGAAUUGCAUCCCUAUAGAAGUCAACGGGAACUCUGUAAUUAUUUCCAAAUACAACAAGGAAGGAGCAAAGUUUUUUGAUCCCGUAAAUUCCGUAAUAUUUUCAGUUAACCAUUUAGAGCGCAAGGGCCUUGACAUUGAACCAUAUGAGUUCACGCAUGCAAAGAUAGAGAAAGGGCAAUUGAAAGAACUGCACGAUAAAUUGCACGAAUAUCUUCUUCAGAGCUUUCCAGGUGAUGUCAGUUUUGCUGUUUACCCAGUCCCUGAGGAAAUAAGUAAAAUUUCUAUUAUUAUUGUUAGCACCAAAUAUAAUCCAAACAAUUUCUGGAACGGCCAUUGGAGAUCAAGCUACAUCUACGAUUUGGAGACCAGGGAGUUAUCCGGUCAAAUCUCUACGCAAGUCCACUAUUACGAAGACGGUAACGUUAGUUUCCAAUCUGGGAAGGAUAUCAAUCAAUCUAACGUUGAUGACGUUGUUUGCACAAUAAGGGAUAUUGAGACGAAUUUCGAAAAUGAUCUAGAUCUUUCAUUUUUCGACUUGAACGAAAAACAGUUUAAGGCCUUAAGAAGAAGAUUACCAGUCACGAGAUCCAAAAUUAACUGGGGUAGUGCGAUUGGCAGUUAUAGAUUGGGUAAGAAUGCGGCAGAAGGCAAAUGA